AUGUCUCUCCCUCAGCCCGUUCCCCCAUCCUGGAAGGACCUCGGCAAGUCUUCCAAUGACUUGCUUGGAAAGGACUACCACUUCUCCGGAACCUCACUUGAGGUGAAAACGAAGACCCCUUCCAAUGUCACCUUCAAGGUUGCUGGCUCGCAGAACUCGCAGUCGAACGCUAUCAACGGCGAUAUCGAGACGAAGUACACCAACCGCAAGCACGGUCUUACCUUCACUCAGGCUUGGACGACCGCGAACGCGCUCCGUUCCCAAGUUGAGGUAGAAAACACCAUUGCAAACGGACUCAAGCUCGACCUCGCCACCACUCUUUUCCCUGAUAAGGGAAGCAAGAGCGCCAUUUUGAACGCGGCUUACAAGCAAAGUGGAGUCCACGGACGGGCAACCGUUGACAUUCUCAAGGGUCCCACUUUCACUGCUGAUGCUGUUCUUGGCCGUGACGGCUUCCUCGUGGGCGGCGAAGCUGCCUACAACGUAACCGAAGGCAAAGUCACCCGAUUCGCUACCGCUGUCGGUUACAAUGCUCCCGAAUAUGCUAUCACCCUGCACGGUCUCAAUAACCUCAACACCUUCUCCGCCAGCUACUACCAUCGCGUCAGCGUUGAUGUUGAAGCUGGGGCUAAGGCCGUAUACGACACCAAGGCCACUCACGGUGGCGUCGCCAUUGAGGUUGGAACGAAGGCCUAUCUUGACUCGGCUGCUUUUGUGAAGGCAAAGAUCAACAACGCUGGUGUUAUUGCUUUGGGCUAUACUCAGACCUUGCGUCCUGGUGUCAAGGCUUCCUUCGGCCUUGCUCUUGACACUCAAAAGCUCAACGAGGUCUCCCCGGCCGGUCCGUCGCAUAAGGUUGGUGCUAGCUUCACGUUCGAAUCAUGA
Pleurotus ostreatus (oyster mushroom) is the source of this 885-nucleotide messenger RNA. RefSeq names its product Mitochondrial porin (gene POR1). The record is from RefSeq and is a predicted model, not a curated record. The transcript has 6 exons. Bases 1 to 885 code for a protein of 294 amino acids. Gene Ontology annotation, cellular component: mitochondrial outer membrane. Gene Ontology annotation, biological process: monoatomic anion transmembrane transport. Gene Ontology annotation, molecular function: voltage-gated monoatomic anion channel activity. Lineage: Eukaryota; Fungi; Basidiomycota; Agaricomycetes; Agaricales; Pleurotaceae.